AUGGCGUCUCGCCAAAUUCUCUGUCACCUUAUCGUGCGUGAGGCUACGGAUAAAGGUGACCCGAAACUCACCCAGCUUCAGUCAUCUCCGAAUGUCCUCAUCAGCCUCAACUCAAAAGGAAUUCGGAUCUCCUUCCCUCGCGACACAGAUCGAAGCAUCUGGAGUUGGUAUUCCGCUGACCAUGCAACUACAGACUCAACUCUCUACCACGUGAAAAUCGACCUGCCGCCACGAGGUUUCACUGCGACUACGCACGAACUCACCAAGGACAACCAACUGUCAGGCAUUGAUGAUCAACUGUCUGAAUAUCGACUCAUUGAGAUACAGAUCUCUCCUCAUUCCAACGCCACAGUCAUCGGCUUCGGCCUUCCAUUUCACGGAGCGAACACGACUGUUGAUGAGUGGGUCAACAAGCAUACUCCGAUCGCUGGGGUCAUUUCCCUACCAGAGAUCCUCCAGAGACGAAACUUCACUCUCCUGGUGAAGACCAGCAAUGCUGAUAUCGAAACCAUCAUCAAGGGCAUUAAUGAGCGGCCCCAACUUAGCGACUACGGAUUCGGUGAUGAUCACAGAUGGAAUUGGGAGCGCUAUAAUACACAAAUCCCCAAAACCAGAGGCAUGCUGUUCAACGAAAGGACCUGUUUCAAGAACCGAAACGAAAGAGAUACUGCUUGGACCCAGAUUCACGUUCAAGAUGUUUGGGACUUUCACCACGACCUGGAACAUGUCAACGAUCAAAACCGGCAUUGGCGAGCUGUCCAUCGCGCGCUCAAGGGAUCCUACACCAAGCUACAAGUCAGGUUUCUGGCGAAUGACUCCCGACGUCGUUCUGUUGUCUGGGAUGCAUCCCCGGUCAUUUAUGGCGACUCAGAACUCCCAUCCAACAUUGACUCGUACGAUCGAAUUCCGCUGGUCUUGUUGCGCCCAGACACAGGCGAAGGACACGCCUUCUCGCCCAUCGCUCACGAAAAAUACGAUGGAGUCAAAGAGGAACUUGACCGGGAUUGCUUGGAACUCAUCUGCGAAUCAAACGCGUAUGGGGAAGAGCUUCGCGUCCAUGCCGUCAAUCGUCUGAGUGAUCCAAAGGUCUGGCCUGUCACCAUGCAGCAGGAUACUCUCGCAUCCAACAAGAAGGCCAUCUUCAAUGAACUCUUGAUCGGCAAGGGACUCUGGAAUCUUCAUCAGUCCGGCGCGAAGGUCAACCUGCCGCCAUUUGAUCUCUUCAAAGAUGUCCCCGCCGAAAUUCGAGACACCUGCCUUGGCUCUGUUUUUGAAGGCGAUCGAAGCAAGGUACGACAAUACUUCAGCAGCCUUCAUUUCGGUCUUGGAAUUGUUUCUGGUCCUCCUGGUACUGGAAAGUCGACACUCGCCUCCGCCAUCACAGUUCUCAUGUGCCUCAACCCAACCAUCAAGCACGUCUACCUGAGCGCCGCUUCGAAUGAAGCAACCGACAAUAUCCUCGACCGCACCGACGCCCUGGCCAAGUCCAUCAUCAAGAAGCUCAUCGCCGAUGAUGUUUCCGUCAAUCAGCUGAUGGUCGUCCGGGGGUACAGACUCAAAGAUGAGCAGGACAAGUGUCUCCGAGCUUUGGCUGGGCUGCGUUUCAAGCCUGGCUCUCGAAGCGCGUCGGCGUGGAGGUUCGAAAACUCUUUGUGCUGGUGGACACUGCGGGUUCUGGGUUCAAGCGCUGUCCCGAAAUUGACCUCCGGCGACAACAGCGAACUUUGGGACCUUCACCAGAGACUCAAAGGACUCUCGGUUCCUGGCGUCAAGCGCUCCAACAUGUCCGAGUUUUCUAGCCUUGUGAAGUUUGCAGAAGAGCAGGACCCGGCGAAGAAGCGCAGACUGUACUCAACCGGAAGUUACGAGAAACCCUUGCGCAAUCUGAUGGCCCUGGUCAUCAAAUGUUCCAACGUCGUGGCCACGACUCCAGCGACGUCCAACUCCUUCCUCUACAGAUCCUACAACUCGGAUGUGGCUCGCGGCGUCAUCUUUGAUGAGGCUGCCACAUUGUUCUGUUCUGAUGGUCUGUUGGUUCUUGGCAAUACGCCUCGACCCAUGAUCAUGUUUGGCGAUACCAAGCAGCUUGCCCCUGUCCUCCCGACGGCCAUGGAGUUGCUCCAUACCGGCAAGGAUAGACGCGACAAAACACCAGAGGAGAAGCAGUUUCCUACUAACAGAUUUGCCAACUUCUACCGCAUCUCUUGGUUCCAUUUGUUCAUUUAUCUGGGAUGGCCUGUGUUCAAUCUCUACCGCCAACAUCGAAUGGCGCAGGGUCUCUUCGAUCUCUCAUUGAACACGGUUUACCCACAUUUGAUCUCACAUUUUGAGUACAGUUCACACUGUCAGUUGAAGAACUUUCCCAUCGGAACGCAAGUCGAGAACUACCUACGACUUGAACAUCACAUUCCUUCAGCUGGUGUGAAUCAAAUCCACCCCGUCUUCUUCAAUUGUCUUAAGUGUCCCUGCCGAAACUAUCCUCACAAGGCCACGCGAUUCAAUCCUCGACAGGCUGAUUUGAUUGCUGAGUUUCUGGUCAAGAUGAUCGAAGAACUGAAACUCAACCCCGCCGACAUCGCCGUCAUCACUUACUACCGAGCAAACCUUGCUGCAAUCCGGAAGCGAUUCAGAGACGACGAUCGACUCAAGGAUGUUACGCCUUCAACAGUCAACACGUUCCAGGGUCGAGAAGCUCAGAUCGUGGUUCUGGCGUUGUGCGUCACCCGCGAAACCGGGCCAUCGUUUGUCGCGGAGCAGAGAAGUCUCAACGUGGCGCUGACUCGACAAAAGUCAAGUCUCUUGAUCUUUGGAGACAUUGAAACCACGAACCAGAGAUACCGGCCCCUGCAGGAAGAAGACCAUGCCGAUGAUGGGCUUCAGAAGCCGGACAAGACAGUGAUUGGCAAUGUCCUGCGCACCAUUGCGGGCAGUAGACGGGUUGUGAAUCUACAUGGCAACCCAGAGAUCGACCCAGAUGGGAACUGGGAGACCCUGACAAGGCAACCCGAGUUUCUUGGGUGA
Messenger RNA from Fusarium proliferatum ET1, 3021 nucleotides. RefSeq lists its product as uncharacterized. NCBI's taxonomy places the organism in Eukaryota, Fungi, Ascomycota, Sordariomycetes, Hypocreales, Nectriaceae. The transcript is spliced from 3 exons. The coding region runs from base 1 to 3021 and encodes 1006 amino acids. The record is from RefSeq and is a predicted model, not a curated record. Gene Ontology annotation, molecular function: 5'-3' DNA helicase activity.